Messenger RNA from Clupea harengus (Atlantic herring), 1475 nucleotides. RefSeq names its product mitochondrial transcription rescue factor 1 (gene mtres1). NCBI's taxonomy places the organism in Eukaryota, Metazoa, Chordata, Actinopteri, Clupeiformes, Clupeidae. Gene Ontology annotation, cellular component: mitochondrion. Gene Ontology annotation, biological process: regulation of mitochondrial transcription. Gene Ontology annotation, molecular function: RNA binding. The record is from RefSeq and is a predicted model, not a curated record.
GUAGUCUUGGCUGUGUUGUUAUUGACAAGGUGAAAGAGCACAGGCAACACAGACAGAGAGGUGGUUGCAAGUCAAGCUAGCUUUAGGUAAUGUAAAUGUUUAAUUAAGGAGUUUAUUAGCCUCAAACGUAGAAUUUUGAGCCUUAUGAGGUGUUUGAAGUGUACUCGCAGCUACAAAUCCUUUCCAUUGCUGUCAGAAUAUAAGAGGGGUGACGCUGUUAGCUGCAGAGCUUGUGGCGACACAAUGCAGAGUCUGUUGCCCGCGCUGACUCUCAGACAGCUUGGUCGCCUUAACUCCAUUCAGCUGCUUUCCACUGGUCAUGGACCUGCGUGGAGCUCAUGGUGUCCCCGAACAUUACAUGCACGUCAGCUGUGGGGCUCCGUCGGACCCAUGACACUGAGGACACAAGCAUUGCCAACAGUAAGGGAUUCUCCCUCAGGUUGGUCCGUACAUCAAGCUAGGUACAAAACCACUAAAAAGAAAGGAAGCCAAAGAACAGUGCAAGAGGAGGAAGAGGAGGAGGAGGAUGAUAGUGACUAUGAGGAUGAACUCCAAGAUGAUCCAGGGCUACCAAAAGACUACAAAGACACAGAGAAGUAUGUGCAGUCCCUUCGCUAUGACCUCAUCUUGAAAGCUGGCCUCGACAUGGCACGGAACAAAGUGGAGGAUGCCUUUUAUGGAAGCAGACUGCGAUUGAAUGGACUGAAACUAAUCAAGAAGAGCAAAGCUGUUAAAGUAGGAGACACUCUGGACUUCAUACUGGGCGAGGACAAAGACAUGGACACUGUCAACCUAAAGAGAGUCAUCUUCAAGAAAGUAAUAGGAGAAACAAAGGAUACUGAAAAGUAUAAAGUAAUUUUAAGAACCUGGAAAAGCCUGCAUCUACCUAAGAAAGAUGUUUACAGAGAGUGAUGGUAUUUUUGAGAAUAUAACUGGACUAAAGAACUUGUUUGAUGCUGCAGUGUUGAAGGAUUUUUAAAUGGGAGCUUGUGGCUCUAUGGUAGUUGUAUCAAACGCUCUUGUUAAGUGCUUUUUUUGUAUCAGUGUGACUCCAUUUUCUAUGAAAAGGUUGAGCGGUUUUGGUUAUGAUUUCAUAUUGUGAAAACCCCACUUAUUAUGUUACAAUGAACUGACAGGUCAUAAUUGUACACAUACAAACCAGCGUUAAGUCUGACCUGCACAGUGGUUUUCUUUACUUUUUUCCCUUGGGAUACUUUGAACAUUUUCUUUUCCAAUAAUACACAGAAGUCAGUUGAUGUAUUUUUUGUUUUAUCACUAAUACAACACUUAGUAGUGCACAUUUUAGUAGAGAAGCAAGUAUUUGGUUUGGGUUGGAGUUGUCUGAUUUUUAGACAAAUAUCUAGAGAGCUGGUGCUCUCUCCCAAUGAUCAUUCAGCAGGGAUGCUGUGGUUUAAUGAUCAUGAUUGUGAAGCACUUAACCAGAAUAAAACAAAAUUGCAAAGUAAUUGAAGUUA